This is a messenger RNA of Cylas formicarius (sweet potato weevil), 1285 nucleotides long. RefSeq names its product larval cuticle protein LCP-30-like. NCBI's taxonomy places the organism in Eukaryota, Metazoa, Arthropoda, Insecta, Coleoptera, Brentidae. The transcript has 6 exons. Gene Ontology annotation, molecular function: structural constituent of chitin-based larval cuticle. Bases 90 to 1142 code for a protein of 350 amino acids. Gene Ontology annotation, cellular component: chitin-based extracellular matrix. The record is from RefSeq and is a predicted model, not a curated record.
UAUUGUUGGUUACCAUCUCACGCGAUCUUAAUACCUUGUACUUAACUCAGUGUGCUUCGCAUAAACGAACCGAACUAGCAACUGUUUCUAUGAUGUCUCAACAAAAAAAAGUUUGGGCGAUAAGUGAAGAUGGAACCAUCGAAUUCAUCUCGGUGACGUCAGAUAAAGUAGAGGAAACAAUUUCAAUGAUGAGGGAAGGAUUUAUCAAAUGCGAAAACAUAAUUGCCGCGGUAUUGGUAACUGCCUGUACAACUCAACGCAUCAAUCGGUACGUCAACAGCAACUUUCCCUCAUCUUUCGGAAAGUACCAACCCGUAAACCCUAGCCCUGCCAGCGAUGGCAAUUAUUAUAGUGGGGGGUAUAACGCUAACGCUGGACAACAAUAUGUAGAUAAUAGCGGUCGGUAUGUCCACGAUCCUAGUGGCGACUACGAUCCUGCGCUUCACCAGUACGAAGGGCGAUACAUCCAUGACAAUUCCGGUGAUUAUUUCCCGGAAAAAUAUGGCGGGAUUGUUGGAAUUGGCGGAAACGUCGGAGGCCAGUCGACACAGAACAGAUUUGCACCAGGCGUAGGCACCAACGGACCCGCCUCCUCAUUUUCAGCUCCAGGGUCAUCCGGAGCUGCAUCUGAGGCUGCAGCUUCUGAAUAUGUAUCACAAUCUGGAGCUGUGCCUGUUGGUUACCGAACAUCUGCGUCACAAUUCGAAAGCGCAUCUGGAUCCGUAUCUGCAGGAAAUGGUGGACAAUACGAUCCAAGCGGAUCUCAGAAUGUCGUAUCAGGGUCUGCAUAUUCCCAAUCGCCAGUCAACUACGGCAAAAACUAUUAUGAUAACGCGAGGUGGAAGAUUUUAAGGCAAGAGGGAGGAACUGACGAGGAUGGUUAUCACUACUUAUACGAAACCGAAAAUCAAAUUUACGGCGAAGAACAGGGAAAAGUUCACAAUAAGGGCACGAAUCAGGAAGCCCUUAGGGCAAACGGAGCUUUCCAGUAUGUGGGUACCGAUAACCGGCUUUACAGAGUAGACUACGUAGCGGAUGAGAACGGGUUUCAACCAGCAGGAGAACAUUUGCCGACACCACCCCCAGUACCGGAAGCCAUCGAAAGAUCUCUCGCUUAUCAAAAAUCGAUCGGGCAAAUCUAACCACCGUAAUAUUUUGUAUAUAAAAGCGCUUUUCGUAAUUAUCGUACUCAUCGCUGUAUGCUUAUAUAAACUGUAUUUAUUGUUUAUAGCUUAUUCCUCGUUAAUUAAAUAGGAGAAAAACAUUGAUUAUUUCAGUUCCGGUG